This is a messenger RNA of Sardina pilchardus (European sardine), 5064 nucleotides long. Its product is annotated as tumor necrosis factor ligand superfamily member 14-like. Gene Ontology annotation, cellular component: membrane. The transcript is spliced from 4 exons. The record is from RefSeq and is a predicted model, not a curated record. Gene Ontology annotation, molecular function: tumor necrosis factor receptor binding. Lineage: Eukaryota; Metazoa; Chordata; Actinopteri; Clupeiformes; Clupeidae. The coding region runs from base 813 to 1559 and encodes 248 amino acids. Gene Ontology annotation, biological process: immune response.
GAGAGAGAGAGAGAGAGAGAGAGAGAGAGAGAGAGAGAGAGAAGGACAGUGAGUGAUAGAAAUCGAGGAAGCUGGUAGUCGAGUGCUCAGUGUCUCAGUGACCUCUCAGAGAGAGCAGAGCUGCAGCCGAGAGACCUGCCGGAGGAGGAACCGACGACGACGACGUCCAUCUGACGGUCAACGGGGAAAUGCACACCGAGACGCGUGGACCAGCAAGACCGACGCAGUGACCAGAGCCGGAACCCAGAGCUGACCGGAACCUCACCGGACUCACCUCUCGCUGUUUUGUUCAUUUGUUGAUUUAUUUGUUUUAUUUGUUUAUUGAGACAGUAUUCUUUUGUUUUUUAAGCAGUUCUUUUUUUGCUUUUUUUAUUUUUUAUUUUUUAAGUUUUGUUAGUAUAUUUAUUGCGUUUUUUUGUUGUUGUUUGUUUUGUUGCUCUUGGUUGUUUUCUUGUUUGUUUUCUGGAAAAUGACUCCGGAUUUCUGGUCGUGACGAGAAGCGCUGGACAUCUGCCAGUCUACCUGAGAGACCCACACGCCUCCGAGUCAACUCGAAACCUAAAGCGUCACUUCAGACGCCGACCGACUCUUUCGAGGGCACUCGAGAACUCUCGUUUUAGUUUUAUUCGUCGUCAUUUUCAUUUUGUUUGCCCACGUCCUCCUCCUCCGACCCGACCUCUCUAAACCCGCCGGCGGGUGACCUGUGACCCCCCCACGACUCUCGACCUUUUGACUCUCGACCUUUGACUCUCGACGACUUCACCGCGCCGCACCUACCAGGCGCGACAGUGUACCAGGCGCUCAGAGAGGCGAUGGCGGACCACGGCGGCGGCGGCGGUGGCAUGAUGGGGGCGUACCCGCAGGUGUUUGUGGUGGACACCCAGGCUCCGUGCGGGCCCGUGCCCGUGCCCAUGCCCGUGCCCGUGUACCCGCGGCGGGGAGGCUGGCGCCAGAGGGUCCUGGGGGCGCUGGUGGGGCUGGCGCUGCUGGGGGUGCUCAUCGAGGCCUGCUGCAUCUACAACCUGCACAGGGACCACGGAGAGACCGGCUCGACAGCAAAGAUAACCUCCAAUGAGAUUCCAGAGACGCCACAGAGAAAGCCAGCUGCUCUACUGAAAGGCUUCCAGGGUUCAGAGAAGAAACCACAAACAACAGAGAAGAACAACGUUCUAUUGUGGACAGGGGAUGGUGAUGGCUUCCUCCAUGAGAUUAUCUACAAGGACGGACUGCUGACCGUGAGGCAAGAGGGCUACUACUUCCUGUACUCCAAGGUCGCCCUCUCUGAGUCCCACUGUGAGCUAGCCAAGCACACAGUCAUGAAGAACUCACAGAGAUAUGGCAAUGGGAAAAGGGCCAUUGAACUGAUGCAGUCAGUGAGGUAUCACUGUCCAAAGACCCAGAAGGGGGAAAAACAGGACCCACCGGCUAACCCAGAUGUGGCCAACAGCUACCUGGGCGGGGCCUUCCACCUCUUCGCAAACGACUCUGUCUACGUGAGGUUUGAUGGGCAGAUGAGACCUGGACUAAAGGAGAACUUCUUCGGGGCCUUCAUGCUGUAGAACUCAGCUGGGGUCAGUUACCUGGUUACCCAGAUGUUUACGUAGUUAUCACCUUGGUAACUCUGAAACAGUGCUGGAAGCGUUCUGUCGGCCUUGAUUGGCUGUUUGGAUUUAACAAACAGGGAUUUAAAGAGACCUUAUGCAACUUUUUCAUAGUCAUAAAAUCGCUUAGAAAUUGUUGUUUUGCUUGACUGACCAGUUUUAUCGAAAACAGUAAUAUUUCCUCCCGCCCCCAGUGUCCCUAUCCGCUAUUGCAACCUUGCAGUUUGUUCAGGAGGCGAUCGCUCCUUGUUUACAUCUGGAAGGCUGAGACGCGUAAGGAACAAGAAGAAACACGCUUGCAAUUUAUAUAUUUAUAUAUAGCCUAUAUAUGUAUAAAUAUACACGCUAAAGCUGUCGGGGAAGCUCUGCAGAGAAAUAUGCAAGCAUAAAACGAGCGAAAACAAAAAACAAAACCGAAACCAUUGAUCAAAUCGCCAAUCCUGCAUAGUUUCUCUUUAACAAAUAAAGCUAGACAAACUCGAUUUUGCGAUUUUAGGCCAAAUUCAGUUGGAUCCGACUGACUCUGGAAUUGGUGCCAAAUUCCCAUCUGAUUGUUUUGUGUAGUUUGAGCUGACUUAGAAGACAAUACAUUCAACAUUCCCGGUCAACUCAUGUGCACGUGGGCCCGAAUACAGUAACCAGUUGCUCCACACUCCCUUUUCCGAUUACUAGAUGUGUGGCCCGAAUACGGUAACCCGUUACUCCACACCCCUAUUCCGAUUAUUAGAUUUAUGGCAUGUCAGACACUUUUUUCUUCUGUCUUGUGUCAGCUGUUUGAAUGCAUAGUGGGAACGCAGCAAUCACGACCAAUUGAAACGUGUAGUUUGAGUAAAGGGCGUUCUGCGUCUGCACAGUUUAACAAUAAUGAUAAUAAUGAUGAUAAUAAUAAUAAUCGAGGUAUUUGAGAGACUUUGAAAGAAAGAAGUGACUCACAAGGAGUUUGACAUCAGCUGUGGUUUACGCUGGGGAACCGAAACCUCCAUGACACACGACAAGUUUUAUUUAUUUAUUUAACAUUUUCACUCUCAGGGAUUUCAUCAGAGCCGAUUGUGUCAGGCAAAAUUUCACAAUUUCUUUUUCAGUCUGUGUGUGAAUAACACCUUGACAAAGUCAGGAUAUUCUGGCACCCUGACCAACUUUAUUUUAAGUGUUCUUUAUGACAGUGUCCUUAAAUAGACUAUGAUAAAUAACUAUAUGUACUUGUCAAUUGUAUGUGUUUUUGCCCCAAUACCACAAACCUAUGCGUAUUUAUGAGUACAGUAUAUAUGGUUAUGGUUGUGGUUAUGGUAUUUAGCGAACGCUUUUGUCCACAGUGACAAAUACAUAAUGUAUAUGUUGGGCUUGUCAACCAGAUAGCCCUAUAUGUCGGACUAAUACAUCUCUGGCCACUUGCUAACGUCUUCUACCCAUUCUGUUAUGAGCUCAAGAUCAGAUAGACAUUCGCCAUUAGCUAAGACCAAAUUAUUGAGGUACGGUUUGAGGCCCUUGGGUAACAAUGGCAGUGCAUAUCUUGACAGCUCAACAUGCCAGUCUAUGAGCUCCGCCAUUUUUCUGACCCCGUGUUGUGAGGGCACCCAACCUAUAGGCUCUGGAUGAUUACAAACACUGAAGGGGUCUUAAAAAAGAACGUUUAGGAUAAUGUUUGGAUCCUGCUUCAUGAGCCCAACCUUUUAACUCAAAUGUCACUGUCACUGUAUACUGCAGACACACUGUCAUACAGAUCUAUUAAAAUCAGCGUUGAAGGAUUUCGCCAUAUAUUGGUCAUUAUUAAAGAUGUUAGAGAACGACACUCUGAUAGCUUUGGUAAUUAUUAUGACCACAUAAUGCCGAGUCAACUUACAGUAACAUGUCAGCAGCUGAGUCAGCGGCCUUAAUGCUGAGUCAUCUCACGGUACUAACAUGAUAAGGCCUUAGGACACCAAGUCCAUAUUUUUGGUGCGGAAUUGCCAGAGGAUUGAAAAAAGAUAACUAUAAACCUUGUGAUGUGUCAAUCACGUUUGCACAGAACUUUCGCCCAUCAAAUGGUUUGAUUUCAAUUUAAUUUAAUUUAAUUUAAUUUCAUUUAAUUUCAUUUCAUCCAAAAUAAUAGAUUCUCCUCUAUAAAGGCAUUUGUUAUAAAAUGUGUCACUAAUACAACUAAUGGUAACAUGACACGCUUUGGAAAUCAACUGGCAUCAUUUGCAUACCAUUUGUCUUUCUGACGCAUCUUCUGUGGUAGCAUCACUGCCAAAUCUGAGUUGACGAGUAUUUGAGUCACGAGUUACAGAUACAUUAACGAUACAGAAAUACAGUGUUGAUAUUCGGUCAUGUUGAUAUUCAAACAUGAUAUGUGACAGUAUGACGUAUAAGUGUUUGCGCAUGCGUAACUCAAAUCUACGAACUCACAUUUGUCAGUGACACUACCAAGAUAGUUGCUAUCAUCGUUAGCGACUACGCUUUUGGGAAGCAGGCCCCAGUCCUUCUGUUUAGGACGCGCUUUAUGAUGAUACCUAAUGCCGAGAUUAAAUGUGUGCGUUGGUCCAAGAUGAAGUUCUCAUAAACACGCUUAGGUUGCCUAAUAUUGACUAGUUCUGUGUGUGCUUCGCUGCUAAAUACUGUAUAUACCAUGCAUUGUCGUAUGUGGAUAUCAAUCAUCACCAUGUUGGACUGUGGGUUUCUGAAUUUCUACGGUUGGCUCUAACAAAGAUCAUCAUGCAAAAGAGACUCUGUGUAAGUGCAUACCAAUGCAUAUUACAAAUCGUUGCCCUACCCGCAAUGGUACACAUUUCGUGCAUUGUGCAUUUUUUUUUUUUUUUGAUUAAUGGUUGUUUAUUAAAUGAGACAAAUGACAAAUGAGAUGUUAAGUAAAUGUGAUGGAAAGCUGCAUUAGGUAGCGCCUAUACUAUUAUCGGAGACUCCUAGCGUCCACGUGGGCAGGGAAACCGGGACGUUAUAGCUAUUGGGACUUAAAUCAGACAGUGGGAACCGGACGUUAUCAAUCAGACAGAAGUUCUAUAGAAAGAAUUGCCUGCUCUGCUGUGGGGUAAAGUUCUAAAGAGAGAAUUGCCUGCUCUGCUGUGGGGUAUCUUUCUCUCUCCACCCAAUGUGCGUUCGGCCGCUCCAAAAGAGACUCAACCAAUGGAAAGCUGCUUAAGGGGAAGAAUGAUGUUUGACCUUUGGCUUUUGACCCUUUGGUCUUGGGCAUGUUGAAAAAUGUAAGGUGUAUGAAUUGAGUCUGAGGUUGUUGUAUUUUAUUCAUAUAUAACUUAUGUCAUUAUGUGUUUUUAAUGAAUAUAUAUAUAUAUUCUAUGUAAUACUCCUGACAAUUUCUCAUGUGCCUUUUUUUUGUAGGCUACAUGUUUUUUCUUUAUGCAAAUGAAUGAACCAUGAUAUAUGUAUAUAUACAUUAGAUAUUCAAUGUUACCUGACAUUCAGGGUUAAUGUUUAUGUAUUAAGUACUGAAAUAAUAAACAAGCAGAGAAGA